Messenger RNA from Perkinsus marinus ATCC 50983, 384 nucleotides. RefSeq lists its product as hypothetical. NCBI's taxonomy places the organism in Eukaryota, Perkinsozoa, Perkinsida, Perkinsidae. The transcript has 3 exons. The coding region runs from base 1 to 384 and encodes 127 amino acids. The record is from RefSeq and is a predicted model, not a curated record.
AUGGUCAACGAGGAUACAUCUCAGCAUGUUGUGCGAGUGGCCCCCGAAGCGUGGAGUCCCCAUCUCCCUGGCAUGCGCCUUCGCCAAGUAGAAGUCCGGGGUGAAGCCAUAUGUUCUCUUUUGAUGAAGCUGCCUGAUGAUGCAUCGACUGCUGAGGUUGUCAUGGCCAUCUGUUCCUCUUGUACUAGUCCAACAGAACUAAACCAAGACCCCGGUGACUGGUGUAUCCAUGUUGAGGCAGCCGUUAAGAUACUCGAGCAAGAGCGAGCCAGGAACUCCCAGGGGGAGACUACCUGCGUUGCUGUGUCAUCAUCGACUGUGGUUGACCCUCGACCGACCGACCGAUAUUAUCGCGAAGAGGUUGGUGUUCACGAGUCCAACUAG